Molecule: messenger RNA, 4901 nt
Organism: Sciurus carolinensis (gray squirrel)
Lineage: Eukaryota; Metazoa; Chordata; Mammalia; Rodentia; Sciuridae
Gene: Gk5
Product: glycerol kinase 5
Exons: 16
Coding region: 62-1666 (534 amino acids)
Biological process (GO): triglyceride metabolic process; glycerol metabolic process; glycerol-3-phosphate biosynthetic process
Cellular component (GO): mitochondrion
Molecular function (GO): glycerol kinase activity
Source: RefSeq, a predicted model, not a curated record
GCCGGCGUUUAUAGCCCGCCCGCUGUGGAAGCGGCUGCGGCCGAGGGCGAGCAGUGUCGCGAUGUCGGGGCUGCUCGCUAGUCCCGAGCAGCGGCGCCCAGAGCAGAGCGCGCAGGAGCCGCCGCGCGCUCGCUUCGUGCUGGGGCUGGACGUGGGCAGCUCUGUGAUCCGCUGCCACGUCUAUGACCGGACGGCGCGGGUCUGCGGCUCCAGCGCGCAGAAGGUAGAAAAUCUUUAUCCUCAAAUUGGCUGGGUUGAAAUUGAUCCUGACAUUCUCUGGACUCAAUUUGUUGCUGUAAUAAAAGAUGCUAUCAAAGCUGCAGGAGCACAGAUGAACCAGAUUGUUGGUCUUGGUAUAUCUACACAGAGAGCCACAUUCAUUACGUGGAACAGGAAAACAGGAAAGCAUUUUCACAACUUCAUUAGUUGGCAAGACUUAAGAGCAAUUGAACUUGUAAAAUCCUGGAAUAAUUCUCUUGUAAUGAAGCUCUUGCACACUUCCUGCCGAGUGCUGCACUUUUUUACUAGAAGUAAGCGACUCCUGGCAGCCAGCCGGUUCACUUUCACCACCCAGCAGGCUUCUUUGCGACUAGCCUGGAUUUUACAGAACCUGACUGAGGUGCAGCAGGCAGUUGAAGAAGAAAAUUGUUGCUUUGGAACUAUUGAUACCUGGUUAUUAUACAAGCUCACAAAAGGUUCUCAAUAUGCCACCGAUUUUUCAAAUGCCAGUACAACCGGACUUUUUGAUCCAUAUGAGAUGUGUUGGAGCAGGCUCAUUACCUCCAUGAUUUCCGUACCGCUCGCUCUCCUGCCUCCCGUGAAGGACACAAGCCACAAUUUUGGAUCAGUGGAUGAAGAGAUAUUUGGUGUGCCUAUACCAAUAGUUGCCUUGGUCGGCGACCAGCAAUCGGCCAUGUUUGGAGAGUGCUGCUUCCAGACAGGAGAUGUGAAAUUAACCAUGGGAACUGGAACUUUUUUGGAUAUUAAUACUGGAAAUGACCCUCAACAUACUGUUGGAGGCUUUUAUCCAUUGAUCGGGUGGAAGAUUGGGCAAGAAGUUGUGUGCUUAGCUGAAGGCAAUGCAGGAGACACUGGAAGUGCCAUAAAAUGGGCUCAGCAAUUAGAUCUUUUCACAGAUGCUGCUGAGACUGAGAAAAUGGCCAAAAGUUUGGAAGAUUCUGAAGGAGUUUAUUUUGUUCCAUCUUUUAGUGGAUUACAGGCUCCAUUAAAUGACCCCUGUGCAUGUGCUUCUUUUAUGGGUUUGAAGCCUUCUACCAAUAAACACCAUCUCGUUCGAGCAAUACUGGAGUCAAUAGCUUUCAGAAACAAACAAUUAUAUGAGAUGAUGCAGAAAGAGAUCCAUAUUCCUGUUACAAACAUCCGGGCAGAUGGAGGAGUUUGUAAGAAUGGUUUUGUUAUGCAGAUGACUUCAGACCUGAUUAAUGAGAAUAUAGACAGACCAGCCCACUUUGACAUGUCCUGCCUGGGUGCUGCUUCUCUUGCUGGCCUUGCUGUUGGGUUUUGGACUGACAAGGAGGAAUUAAAGAAACUGAGGCAAAGUGAAAUGGUUUUCAAGCCACAGAAGAAAUGUCAAGAAUAUGAAAUGAGUAUGGAAAACUGGGUCAAAGCUGUGAAACGCUCCAUGAAUUGGUAUAACAAGACCUAACACUCAGUGAAACAAUCAAGACCGCAGCCAGCUCGGGGGCACCACCUGCAGAUUUCAGUGCUCAGGGAGGACCAGUACCACAGGGACCGCAGAGAAGAUUCAGAAUGAGCUUCGCAAACUGGGACAAAAAGUGUUGCUCUUUAAAAAAGAAAACAAAAAACAAAAAACACUUACUUUUUUUAUCUUGGUAAAAUUCUAAGGCAGCAAUACCUCAAACCUCGUCUUCAGUUUUCUAGCAAAUUCCACAGGACAUUAGCCAUUUCAACUGUAUUGUGACAGUUAUGGGCCCUUCUCUUUUUUAUACUGGGUCAGUGGUACAUGGAAUAUAAUUGUUUUGCAUCCAAAAACUAAUAAUUCUGGUUCAAGCACCAUUCAUAUUUUGCUCCAAAAUUAUUGGAAAAGUAUUUCUUUAAUUAUUUACAAUUAAGUGGACUGAAUCGGGCAUAGUGGGGCACACUUGUAAUCCUAUCUACUUGGGAAGGCAGGAGGAUCACAAGUUCAAGGCCAGCCUUGGCAAUUUAGAGAGACCCUCUCUCAAAAUAAAAAAAAAUAAAAAGGACUGGGGAUGUAUCUCAGCGGUAGAGCACUCCUGGGUUCAAUCCCCAGUUCCAACAAAAAGAAAGAAAAAGGAAAUUAAGUGGGCUGUUUGAAAUCCAUAAAACUAAAAAGAAAGAGUAACUGAGAAAAUGUAGAAUUUUGAAACAAUAAUAUUUCAUGUGUAAAGCCAUACAUAAUUUUUCAAUGUCAUAUCCAAAUGUGAGAUCAAUGUGUCCUUCUCAGAAAAGCUUACUGUUAAGUCAGUCUUUACUGGGUGAAAGACACUGCCUUACUUUUUCCUUGUCCAUCCAAAAUCUGAGCAUUCUUUAUAUGUUGCAAGGCACAUAUAAAUAAUUUUUGUUAAUGGACUGAAAAAGGAAAUUGACUCUUAAGGAACAGAAAAUUAUCUUUUGGUUUCUUUCUCAAAUAACAUUUCUUUCAUAAACUUCUGGCUAAAGUGUGACAUUCUAUUUUUUUUUUUUUUUUUUUUUUUUUUUUUACAAAAUGCAGGUAGUUGAAAUAAAUCUUGCCUUUCUUCUCCUGUUCUUUAUCUCUCUUAGUUGUCGAGAUGCUUACAUAAAUAUCUUUGUGGGGGACUGGGUUGUGACUCAGUGGCAGAGCACUUGUCUAGCAUGUGUCAGGCACUGGGUUUGAUUCUCAGCACCACAUAUAAAUAAAUAAAUAAAAUAAAGGUCCAUAGACAACUAAAAAAUUUUUUAAAAAAAUAUCUUUUGGUUUUAUUAAGUGCCUAAAUUGAUAAGAGUUUAAUUUGAAAAAGUGCCCUAGCUUAUUGGUAACUUAAGAAUUGCCUUCCUGGCAGUAUUUUACUUGGUGUCUCAUUUUGAUGUUUGUCCAGUCUCCUUAUCUCUCUGAGCUAUAAGCAGUGGCUAUCUAAUAGAAGUGAUGCGAGUGCAUUCACAGUAAUGAUGGCCCUAUGGCCACCAAGCCAGAAAUCCACAGAGAGGAGCAGGGAUUGUCCCACUAUCUGACUUCAUUGCUAGAAUCAAUGUAAAGGAGAAACCUCAGGCUGGGUAUAAAAUUGUGCUAAGGCAAUGGUCCAGCCCCCAACCUGUUUCCAUGUUAUUUGUCCCUGCCUGCAUUAGGGGAUUUGAAUUUGCAUGAAUGAGUUUCCCUUUUUAUUAAGAUUAAUCAUAAAAAAAUUCCUACAUUGUAGAACUAGCUAUUGUGUAAUAAUGAAACUAGAGGAGGAGCUGUUCAGGGAAUCUUCUUAUGAUGUCAUUUAUGUCCAUUUGAGAAUACAGUUGAUAGACUAACUGUUAAAGUGCAAUUCUGCAGAUUCCAUUUCCGUGACCUUCAAGUGUCUUCUUCAAUUACUAAAUUUUAUUUGAUGGAGGCAUUGUAGCAAAUACAUAGUAUCAUUAGCUCUAUUAAAGAUUUGGAGAUAGGGGAUAGGGGUGUACCUCAGUUGGUAGAGUGUGUGCCUCGCAUGCACAAGGCCCUGAGUUCAAUCCCUAGCACCAAAAAAAAAAAAAAAAAAAAAAAAAAUUGGAGAUAUUUUUGUUAAACAAAGUCACGUUUACUGUAACAAGUCACGUCUCUUUGUAUAGAUGAUAUUUUUUCGUUCUUUUUACUCUUUUUUACAAAGCUUAGUGGCCAAUUAAAGGCUUCUCUACCAAAAUUACAUGAAAGCAGCUCUGUUGUGUUAAUAUUUCUCUUGGCUUCUGCUUCUCGAUGGUGUGAUUUCACAGGAAAUGAUUCUGUCUUUUGGAUUAGGAUGAACUGAAUUGUAAUGCUACCCCUAAAAAUUUUUUGGUUCAUUUCUUCUCCCCAUUCUUCUUUCUCAACAUUCAAUUACAAAACAAAGGAGAAAUGCCUUUUAGAUAAUAUAGAAAAAUAACUUUGAAUAUCUCUCAUUAGAAUUGAGCUGCUUCUCAAAGAUCAAUGGCUAAUUUUUUUUCUUCUGAGAAUCUAGAAGCUAAUCUUUUUUUCUUCUGUUUCUGGCCGUUUUUAGUGACACAGUUUAGACACAGUUUAAUAAAUCUUUUGUCAGAUUUUAACCAAUCUGACAAAAGGUGACUUUUUCUUUCGUGAUUAUAAAGACAAUUGAUAAUCAAAGUCAGUUGAGUGGGAAAAAAAAUCAUUCUUUCCAUCUGUCAAAUUUAUUUGCCAUUUUUAUGCUAAUAUUUGAAAAAAAUAUAAAUGUGCUAAUGUUCCUCAGCAUAUUUUAUUUUCUCAUUAUGGAUCUAUCAGAUGAUUUUAGUUCUUAAGCAGUCUCAAUAAGGAGGAGAGUGUUCCUGUAUAGUUCAUUUUAAAGUGGUUCUAACUGCUUUUAUACUACAGACUUACUGGUUUUUAAAUCUUUUGUUUCCACCCAUGACCUGGGCUCUUAAUCUCAAUGUUAGCAUUUGGGACUGGAUAGUUCUUGUUUUGGGGUGUGGUGCCAUGCAUCAGAGGAGUAUCCCCAGCCUCCGCCCUGUGGCUUCCAGCAACCUCCUCCUAGCUAUGGCCAAAAAAUGUCUCCAAACUCUGCCACUGUGGGAGACAAAAUCACUCCAGUUGAAAACCACCACCAUGGGCUGUGAGGAGAAAAUUGAAGACUCAGAACAGAGUAUCAUACUCCUGUUCUGCCUCUUUUUAUUGUAGGAAAUGAAUUUGGCAAAAAAAGAGGUAGUAGUUUCUUAAAACAAAUAGGGUUUGUAUGUUGCUGGUUAAUGAGGCGGGGAACCCUCAUGAUAUA